UCAGUGAAUGAUAUGAUAAAUGCACAUUUAAAUUAAAUAUUUUUAUCGUUUAUCAAAUGAAUCGUUUUGAGAACAAAAGUGGCAACACUAUGAUGCCGCAAUAAUUUAACAAGAAACAGCAGUACUUUUUAAACGUGAGAAACUUUUAAACAUAUUUGAUAUGGAUGUGGAUGGCUCUGGAUUCACUGAUUUAUUGCAACAAGCUCAGCAGCUGACUGCUGAUAUUGAUGGAGAAGGAGAGUUGCUAAGAGUUGAAAGAAACUUGCGGCAGAUAGUGGAUGCUGGCCAGCAGUUGUGGUCACGCACAACACAAGCUGCAAGUAAAGAUGCAUGCGAUAUAAAAGCAUCAAUACUGUUGGGAAGUAAAGGUUAUGAUUUGCCUAAAAUUUCACAGAAGUUAGAAUCCUUGAGCACUGCAAGAACCUUUGAACCCAUUGAGCCUAUUCGGGAAACUGACAUACAGGGCUUCUUGAAAAAUGAGAGAGAAAAUGCCAUGCUGUCUGUUAUUGAGAAGUCAAAAAAAUCUACUUUUGAAAAAGCUGAUAAUGUUUUCUGGGAGACAUUAGAAAGUGAAUGGGAGCAAGAAAAACUCAAGAUUUUAAAUUCUUUAGUUGGUCCUUCAUAUGAGCUGUUGGAUGUAACUACAGAUGCUAAGACAUAUCUAAGUGAAACUAUUAACCUAAAAACUAGGAGUGCUAUGGAUAGCAUUGAAAUGGCUUAUGCAAAAGAGCUUUCUUUGUAUAAUGAACAAGCUAUUAGAGGUAGCACAAAGUGUAAUCUCCCUGAGAAAUUUUAUGCUGUAUUUAAAGAUUUGGAUGACAAGAAAGUGAUGGAGUUGUGGGAAAUGACCAAAUUUAUGACAGAUAUUCCUCUGAAAGUUGAUAAGGAUGUUUUAGCUGCUCGAAGUUCAUUGCUAAUUCAGACUUCUCUAAUCAAGCAAGCAAGGACUUACCUGGAAAAGAAAUAUUUUGAGUAUAUUCAAGCUAUAGUGUAUGGAAAUUUACAGCAAGCUCAACUUGGACCAAGACCUGGGCCAUAUUACAUCAUUCGUAGCUUUUUGAAAAUGAAAAUGCCUGUUCCUCCUGCUGGUCUUGAAGAUGGACUUAUAGAUGGAAAUCCUGUGUGGGCUGUGAUAUAUUAUUGUUUGAGGUGUGGUAAAAUUGAUGCUGCUGUCAAUGCUUGUAAGAAUGCCGGUGAUAGUUUAAGGGAGUUUAUUCCAUUCCUAGUAGAAUAUGAAGAAAAUGAAGGCACAAGGUUGAAACCAAAUAGUGAAUCUCAAAUCAAUCUGCAAUAUCGUCGCACUGUACGUUCCAGUACUGAUCCAUUCAAAAGAGCUACUUAUUGUGUACUUGGAUGUGUUCACGGAGAUUCCAUUCCUGAAGUUAUGGAUAAAACUGAUGAUUAUUUAUGGUUAAAAUUGUGUUUGUUACGUCCUGAAGAAACAGAAGCAGGAACCUUGUUACCCAAAGACAAAUUAACUUUUGCCUCAUUGCAAUCACAACUUCUAGAAGAGUAUGGGGAAACAUAUUUCAAUGCUUACCAGCAACCAUUCCUGUAUUUCCAAGUACUUUUCCUUACGACUCAGUUUGAGGCAGCUAUCGAAUUUCUUUUUCGAAUGGAGUCCCUCAGAUGCCAUGCUGUGCAUGUUGCGAUAGUUUUGUAUGAACUCAACUUAUUGGCAUUACCUCCAAAUUCUCAAGCUCCAUUAUUGUCUAAAGUAAAUGCUGAUAAACCUCCUAUGCGUAGAUUAAAUCUUUCUCGUUUAAUCAUGAUGUACACAAAAAAAUUUGAAGUCACUGAUCCACGAGAAGCAUUACAGUAUUUUUACAUCUUGAGGGAUCUGAAAAGCAGCAGAGGGAUUAGUCUUUUUAUGGCAUGUGUUAGUGAACUUGUUCUGGAAACUAAAGAGCAUGAGAUGCUUCUAGGAAAGAUUGAGCCUGAUGGUUGCAGAAAGCCUGGAGCAAUUGAUAAAUUCCUUACUGACACUCAAGCUAUUAUAGAGAUAGUAGCUACUGAUAGUGAAAAUAAAGGUUUAUAUGAAGAUGCCAUAAAACUUUAUGAUCUUGCAAAAAAACAUGAUAAAGUUAUUGAGAUUUUAAACAAACUAUUGAGUCAAGUGGUGCCUCAAAUGAAUGUAGAGGGUUCUAAUCGACAAAGAUUAGAAAGCCUUGCCUUAACAAUUGCUGAGAGGUACAAAACACAAGGCCAUACUGCAAGCCCUGAAACAGCUGGAACAUUUUUCUUGUUACUUGAUCUUAUGGCAUUUUUCAAUUAUUACCACAAAAAUCAACAUAUAGAAGCUUUAGAUAGAAUAAAGAGUUUACGGUUGUUACCUUUCGAUGUUCAAGAAGUGGAACAGAAAGUUACUGCUUUCUCUACAUAUUCGGAAGAAGUUAGAAGAAAUUUUCCUGAUGUUCUCCUUGCUACCAUGAAUAUUCUAUAUUCUGAGUAUAAAAAGACAAAGAAGUCAAUGAGCAUAAAUCCAGAUCAGAGGUAUCUGAAUGAAAACAUCAGUCAAGAAAAGUAUAUUGCCUAUUUACGAGCCCAGGCCUCAGCCCUGAUAACAUUUGCUGGAAUGAUACCUUAUCGUAUGCCAGGUGAUACAAAUGCAAGACUUGUACAAAUAGAAGUGCUUAUGAUCUAAAGUAUUACUGAAAGACAUUUACCAGUAUUUAUAAUAAGAUAGUUACUGCAACUUUCUGAAAGUACAUAAUCAUAUUUUUGGUGACAAGCAUUAUGUAUGUAGAUUUAUAACAGAGGCAAAACUGUGUUUUGAACAAAAUUUUGCACAGCAGUAUGGUAUUUAGAUGUAUAAAUGUAACUGCUCUAAUUUUAUAUUAUUGAAUAAAAAUUUACAUCUUUGC
Stegodyphus dumicola is the source of this 2864-nucleotide messenger RNA. RefSeq names its product nuclear pore complex protein Nup93-like. Gene Ontology annotation, biological process: poly(A)+ mRNA export from nucleus; protein import into nucleus. Gene Ontology annotation, cellular component: nuclear pore. Gene Ontology annotation, molecular function: structural constituent of nuclear pore. The record is from RefSeq and is a predicted model, not a curated record. NCBI's taxonomy places the organism in Eukaryota, Metazoa, Arthropoda, Arachnida, Araneae, Eresidae.